CAUACACCACUUCACAUAAACAUACCGUAUAGUAUUGCACGGUAUCAAAAAGCUCCUAGAACACGAAACCAACUGGCUAGGCCCCAAAAAGUUCGGUUCUACUACACCUCAAUCAGUUUCUGAAAAAGGAAGUUUCGCCCGAUAUUAGUGUUUGUAAUAUGUCCCUUUUCGUUGGAAGAGCUGGUUGUUUAAAACGAGCAGCAGCACGAUCAAUUGGAUUGCGUAGAUUUGCUUCGGUGGGAGACCAGUUGCCGAGUGUCGAGCUACACCUCGGAUUCCCACCCGAAAAGCACAAUCUGGCCGACUUUGCCAAAGACAAGUCCAUCUUGUUGGUGGGGUUGCCUGGUGCCUUUACUCCCACCUGGUGAGUGCUUUGAAAAUGGCAACAACGACGUGAAGUUUUUAUGCACCCAGUAACUUGUCUCACUCACUUUCUCGUCCAUACACCCAAAUCGCUUUUUCGAAAUUGCGACAACAAAGAUCCACAAAACAGAUCCCCAACUAUCUCGAACACCAAAAGGCACUUCGAAAGGAAGGGAUAAAAUCAGUCAUUGUCUAUUGUGUCGUAAGUGGAGUUCCUUAGAUGUACACAUUGCUAGGACUGGAGAGUCAUGGUAUCAAAUUGAUCGAAUCGAAUGCCAUUCUUACUCAAAACAAAAGUUUCGUGAUGCAUAAUUCCAUUGGAAUCGUUGCAUUAUUUCUGUUCCUGUGCUAUUUAUUUUUCUUAGAAUGACGCUGCCGUAAUGCAGGCAUGGUCCAAGGACCAAAAAACUGGUUUGUCCAUGUUGCAACUAAUGGCCGAUCCAAAGGUAUGUGCGAAUCAUUGCUAUAUACACUGUAAGCGCAGCACGUUUUUGAUGUAGCGUGUUUGCGAUGCAGAGUUUGUGAGCCUUGAUUCGUAUUACGUCGACGAAUAGCAAGGCGGAUAACUACGAGACUCAACAAUACUAAUUAUUCUAACCGAGAAUUUUUUGGAUUGCAAUCUAUUCCUUUCUUGCCAAAAAUACAAUUAACAACCGAACCAACAGGGUGAUCUGACCAAGGCCCUUGAUCUCGAAUUGACCCACCCAGGUCCCACCGAAGGCGCCGGAUUGUGGGGACGCUGCAAGCGCCACGCGAUCUACGCCGUGAACGGUGAAAUUAAAGCCGUUCGGGUGGCUGAGUCCGAGGACGAUCCGGCCGGAGACGAAUUCCCGGACGUCACCCUGGCCGAUGCCAUGUUGGAGGUCAUUCGCGGUGUUAAGGCAGAUGACAAGUAAACUAUGAGUGGCAAAAAUCUGGUAGAUGUGACCGAUGGCCAGGUGGAUUGAUUGGAUAGACUUAUUUGCUGAAUGGCUUGUGUAAUGUCACCGAGAUGGUAGCUUCGCCUUUUGGAAGUGGGUUGGAACGGAUUAAUGACGCCUUUCGUGACGAGGACAAUUCUUUGAUUGAUGUCCAACCCGCACACACAGCGUGGUUGCUCGUCCUUUGCCGAAAUGCUGACAACCAGGGAAUAUGCAAAUAAUGGAACAAUCCAUCA
Molecule: messenger RNA, 1519 nt
Organism: Pseudo-nitzschia multistriata
Lineage: Eukaryota; Bacillariophyta; Bacillariophyceae; Bacillariales; Bacillariaceae
Source: the annotation of a GenBank genome assembly